Messenger RNA from Meloidogyne enterolobii, 1089 nucleotides. The record is from the annotation of a GenBank genome assembly. NCBI's taxonomy places the organism in Eukaryota, Metazoa, Nematoda, Chromadorea, Rhabditida, Meloidogynidae.
AUGUUUUUUGAAAAUAAACGAGUUGCGGUUAUUGGAGCAGGUCCUUGUGGUUUGACAGCAGCUAGACAAGCACAGCAAUAUGGCCAUGAUGUUUGUAUUUUUGAUAGACAACAAAAUAUUGGAGGUGUUUGGCAAAUGGCAUUGGAUCCAAAUGCUGAAAGGCAACCAAUUCCACCAUUUAGUUCAUUAAUAACUUCAAGAAUAUGUUCAUUUAGUGAAUUUCCAAUUCCUGAAGAUUUUCCUUUAUUUUUACGUCCAAGUGAUGUUAUUGUUUAUUUAAAGAGAUAUAUGAAGAAAUUUUGUCAUUGGUUAAUUACUUGGUUAGAUUUAAAAACAAAUAAAAUAUUUGAAGAAGAAUUUGAUGCUGUACUUAUUUGUACUGGAAUGCACCCUAAAAGUUGGCGACCACCUGAAUGGAGACUUGAAAAACGAUUUAAAGGACAAAUAAUACAUUCUGAUAAAAUUGGUGAUUUAAAUAAAUUUUAUAAUAAAAAUAUUUGUUUGGUUGGAUUUGGAUAUUCUGCUGUAGAAAUAGCAACAGCUCUUGCUCCUAUAGCCAGACAGGUUUUAUUGUCAGCCCGUCGUGGUGGUUGGCUUUUAAACAAAUUUUGUAAGGAAGGAAAAUCUUUUUGUGAUCAUUUUAAUACUCGAUGGAAUUCAUUAAUUCGACAAUUUAUUCCCAAAUUUUUGAGAAGUAAAUUUGCACAAAAUACGAGCAAUUCAUUAUCUUUGCUUCCUGUUCAUCCAAUAAAAGGGGCUGGUUAUUGCCCUGUUCAUAAUUUAUUUAGGUUUUUGAAAGCCAAUUUUUCUUUAAUUUCAAAAUUUUUUAGUACUCAAUUAGGAUUUGGUACAGAAUUGUCUUUACAUUUUGCAACAGGAAAUGUCCGGAUUAAGCCAGAUAUUUGGUCUUUAUCUGAUGGAAAUGAAGUUGAAUUUGUUGAUGGAACUAUUGAAAAGGAAAUUGAUUAUAUUAUUCUUUGUACUGGAUAUGAAUUUAAUUUUGAAUUUGUUGAAAAUGGAAAAUUAAUAGCUACACAUCACAAUGACUUUCAUUUGGUGAAUUUUCUUUUAUUAUCACUAAAAAUAUAA